AUGAAACCGGCUGAAAUGGAAAGCAUCAUUCAUAUGCUGAUUGGCCAGGCGGAGGAAGAGCUGGACGCUUUGACAAAACUCGAAAACGAUUACUACUUCAACCAAGAGAUGAAGAACGAAGUGUUGGAGAACAUGAGUUGUCGACCAAAGUACACCAACUACCUAGAUAUGAAGGAAGUCAUCAACAAAAGUACGUACGUGGCAUCAAAAAGAAUCAUGGCGAUUUACAGUCUAAAGAAGGAAACUGAAACGACCAUCCAGGAGCUCAGGAAACUACUCAAAACACUUCACAGAGAUGAUCAGCCAUAUAUGGAGUGA
This is a messenger RNA of Lactuca saligna, 318 nucleotides long. Lineage: Eukaryota; Viridiplantae; Streptophyta; Magnoliopsida; Asterales; Asteraceae. The record is from the annotation of a GenBank genome assembly.